Messenger RNA from Sphaeramia orbicularis (orbiculate cardinalfish), 3384 nucleotides. Its product is annotated as ADAMTS-like protein 2. The transcript has 20 exons. NCBI's taxonomy places the organism in Eukaryota, Metazoa, Chordata, Actinopteri, Kurtiformes, Apogonidae. Gene Ontology annotation, molecular function: metalloendopeptidase activity. Gene Ontology annotation, cellular component: extracellular matrix. Gene Ontology annotation, biological process: extracellular matrix organization; proteolysis. Bases 1 to 3069 code for a protein of 1022 amino acids. The record is from RefSeq and is a predicted model, not a curated record.
AUGAGGAGGGGAGCGGAGGUAAGGGGAGGGGAAGUGCCGUCGGUCUGUGACAUGAAUGAACCAUGUUCGGUAACGGAGGCUUCGCUCUCCCGGUCUGCUCCUUCCUCCUGCUGCACCUCCCGGUCCCUCAACAGCUGGCCCGUUAAGGACAGAAGUGACGGGAGGGUGGAGCAGCGUAACAUCCAUCUGCAGUCACACAGCCGUGGAAAUCAGAAUGCCAAACAACCAAAUAAGGAGGAGGUGUUUCAGUGGUGGGGGGAGUGGUCCAGUUGGUCGUCCUGUUCCAGGAGCUGUGGAGGAGGCGUAAGGAGUCAGGAGAGACAUUGCCUCAUUCAGAGGCUGUCAACCACUCAAAAUGUUAACAGUUCAUACUGUGUUGGCUCUCCUAAACAGUACCAGCUGUGUCCAAACCAGCCAUGUCCCGGCCCCAGUGUAAGCUUUAAACAGCACCAGUGUUCCCAGUUCAACUCUAAAGCCUUUGGGAGACGGUACUAUCAGUGGAUACCUUUGUAUCCAGCUGAUUAUAUCAGCAUCUCCAAUAAGCCAUGUGACCUGCAGUGCACCACCAUCAGUGGCGAGCGCCAGCUGCUUGUUCCGGCUCAUGACGGCACCUUCUGCCGCGACACCAAAUACCAUGGAGUCUGUAUAGAAGGGAUAUGUCAGCCUGUAGGUUGUGAUGGUGCGCUGUACAGCAGUAAGACAGUAGACAGAUGUGGAGUCUGUGGGGGCAACGGGACGUCAUGCCAGCGCGUAUCUGGAUCAUACAGGAAGGCACUCACACAGUUAGGUUACAUUUUCAUCACCAACAUCCCCUUUGGAGCCACUGACAUUCAGAUCAUAGAGAGACACAAGACUGAGAACAUCCUGGCCUUGUCAGAUGAAGCGGGUCAUUUCUUCUUCAAUGGAAACACUGUGUUUGACAACCCACAAAACUUCCAUGUGGCCGGAACAGUUUUUAAAUACAGACGCCCUAGCAGUGUGUUCUCUGAUGGACUGGAGUACAUCAUCGCUCAAGGGCCGACUCAGCAAAGCCUUCAUGUUAUGUACUACAACCUCAAUGGAAAGCUCCCCCACAUCACAUAUGAGUACACUGUCCCCCUUACAUCUCAUGACAUCACUACUGUAGAUGACAUCACUACAGACCCCGCCCAAUCACAUAUUAACUGCACCUACAAUGAGGUCAGUGAGGAUGUCACAGAGGAUCUCACAAGGUCAGCAAACCACAGCAGAGGCGAAGCAUCAGGCCCUCAUUACAACACUUAUCUGGGAUCUGAGGACCAGUCAGAUGUCCAGCUGCAUGAGGAAGAGGAGGAUGAGGAGGAUGUAGAGUGGGAGAUCAGGACCCCCAGUCCUCCCCCACCACCAGCCAUGUUGGUGUACAGACCAGAUGACAUCACCAGUCAUGUAUUCAGCCACAAUGAUGUGGAGGAGCCUGGGCCUCCUGCACCUGCCAACUACAGGAGUUCCUCUAAUUCAGUUGAUGAACCAUCCACUGCUGAUGACAAUGCACUACUGCUUCCUUUCCCAGGUCAAAGCGUUCACUCUGCUGCUCUGCCAGAUGACGCCCCCUAUCUGCUGCUAGAAAACCUGCAGCUCAACCAGACACACUCCAACACACACUCCCUUACACAAUCCAACACACACUCUGUUUCUGAGUCACACUCACAAUCAGAAAGCACAGAGAAGUUAUCCACAACAGACACAGACACACUUACAGUUAAGGAAACACAAACUGAAGGCAACACACACUCAGACUCACACAGCGCCAUCUCGGUCCAGCUGCAGCAGGUUUCUGCUGUCCAGGCAGCCAACACAGAGAGUAAUGACUUUGAUGUGGGUCUGGAUCCAGACGUUAGUCUGGCAGACAUGUAUCGCUGGAAGGUUUCUGCGUACGCUCCGUGCAGCUCAACAUGUACCACAGGUAUCACCACCAGCUACGCCCUGUGUGUUCGGUAUGAUGGUACUGAAGUCGAUGACAGUUAUUGUGACUCUGUGACCAGACCUGAACCCACACAUGAGUUCUGCACCGGAAAGGAGUGUCCACCAAGGUGGGAAACCAGUGGCUGGAGUGAGUGUUCUCGAACCUGUGGUGAGGGCUUUCAGUAUCGGACUGUGCGCUGCUGGAAAAUGUUGUCACCCGGCUUGGACUCCUCUGUCUACGAUUCACUCUGUCUGUCACAUGACCUGCACAAACCAGCCAAUAGGAAGGUGUGCCUGGGCCAGAGCUGUGGGCCCCAGUGGGAGGUUUCUGAGUGGUCAGAGUGUUCAGCUCGCUGUGGCUCUCGCGGCGUUCGGACUCGGGAGGUUCGCUGUUCCAUGGAAAUGAAAUUAUGCAACAAGUCCUCUCAGCCAAUAGAAAGUCAGCAGUGUGAAGGACCGCCGUGUGACAGACGAUGGACGGUGUCUGACUGGGGACCUUGCUCAGGUGUGUGUGGCGAAGGGAGGAUGGUGCGUGCCGUGAUGUGUCGAUCAUCAGGUGGGAUGGUGAUGUCAGAGGAGCAGUGUGACCAAUCACUGCGUCCGCUGGCCAUCUACCCCUGUGGGGACAGAGACUGCGCCCCCCACUGGGUCGAACAGGAGUGGCAACAGUGUAAUGCUACAUGUGGCCGUGGUGUGCGACAGCGUCAGGUGGUGUGUGCCGGGCUGGAAGGCGGAGUGUUCAAAGAGUUUCCAGACAGCAGCUGUGAUCAAACCAACAAACCGGAGACUGCUUCUUCCUGCUUCCAGAGACCCUGCUCCAAAUGGUUCACCACAUCAUGGUCUCAAUGCAGUAAGACCUGUGGGAGCGGCGUUCAGGUUCGUGAAGUUAAGUGCUACCAGGGGGAGGAGCUGGUAACCAGGGGCCACAGCUGCGACUCUACCCUGAAGCCAGACCCCAGACAGGGCUGUGAAAUCCAGAGCUGUCCAACAGAAGCCCCAGUGGUGGCCCCGGCAGCGUCAGUGGCAGUAGACGACUCAUGUCAGGACAAACCGACGGCCAACUGUGCCCUGGUCCUCAAGGUGAAGCUGUGCUCCCACUGGUACUACAGAAAGGCCUGCUGUCAGUCCUGUAAGGCCCCCAGAGCCUGAGUCCUGAACUGUCACCUCCACCUCAACCACUACGGUCACACUAUUCAUAUUGGUGCUACACAAACGCCUGCUGCUAGCAACGUCAGGCCUCUGACACUGAUGUUCAACUCAUACCUAUGCACCCUUUCACUGGGGUCAAAGGUCAAUCUGUGGUCACUGUCUUUACUCUCUGUCAGUUAAUGUCAUCCCUUUACUCUCGCUUCAUCACAUUUACAGUAAAUUCCAGACAAUGUGAAGAAAAACGAGGAUUAGGAUUAGAAUUAGAACUCACUUCCUGUUCAUGUUUCUUGUUAAUUUGCCUGUUUUAUGCACAUA